AGCCUUUUGAUCGUUCCAAGAUGCUUGAGAGAUGUUAGCGACGUGGAUACUGCUGUGGAAUGGUUUGGAAUAGAAGUAUUUCCCAUCGGCAUCGCACCGACCGCUUUUCAUCGCAUGGCGGAGAAGGACGGUGAGAUAAGUACUGUACAAGGUGCCGCAAAAUCAAAAUCUCUAAUGGUUGUCAGUUCAUGGGCUACAACUGCAAUCGAGCUUAUCGGCCAUGAAGCUAUGAAACUAGACGUACCGCUUUGGUUCCAGCUAUAUGUUUACAAGGACAAAUCCAUCACAUCAUCACUGCUCUUCCGAGCACAUGCAGCUGGUUGCAAGGCAAUUGUUGUCACCGUGGAUACACCAGUGCUUGGCAGACGUUUAGCAGAUGAGAGAAAUGCAUUUAAUCUUCCAGCGGGACUGACGCUCGCAAAUUUCACAACGAUACAAUCGUCACAAAUGCCAACAGCACAUGAAGGGCAGUCAGCUUUCGAAAAAUAUGUUGGCAAUCAAAUUGAUCCUAGCUUGGAUUGGAAUAUGGUAGAUUGGGUGAUCAGCAACACAAAAAUACCGGUAAUCUUGAAAGGAAUAAUGCGAGCUGACGAUGCCGAAGAGGCCAUAAAACGAGGCGCGCAAGGAAUUAUCGUAUCAAACCAUGGUGGACGACAACUGGACAGCGCUCCGGCUACAAUUGAAGUACUCCCAAGCAUAGUACUAGCUGUUCAUGGAAGGGUGCCGGUGUUCUUCGAUGGCGGUAUUCGUAACGGCCGCGAUAUUUUCAAAGCUAUAGCCCUCGGUGCAGAUGGCGUAUUUGUUGGUCGUCCUGUUAUUUGGGGUUUAUCUGUAAAUGUAAGUUUGAAGUACUUGCGCAGGAUAAAGAGAAAAGCUGGAUACUUCAUGGAAAAAUUGUGGGAAAGUCAGGCUUUUGUUUUUUUGUGGAAAUAA
Messenger RNA from Cylicostephanus goldi, 933 nucleotides. The record is from the annotation of a GenBank genome assembly. NCBI's taxonomy places the organism in Eukaryota, Metazoa, Nematoda, Chromadorea, Rhabditida, Strongylidae.